Thelazia callipaeda (thelaziosis nematode) is the source of this 876-nucleotide messenger RNA. Lineage: Eukaryota; Metazoa; Nematoda; Chromadorea; Rhabditida; Thelaziidae. The record is from the annotation of a GenBank genome assembly.
AUGAAUGUUUCGAAUGCAACUACGAAACGUCCAUCUACACGUCGUACUUCCUCACUUUCCCGUGACAGUUCACGUCAUCAUCCCCAAUAUUUCCAGUUGCGGCAUACUACAGUUGCUUCAUGUGAUGCAAAUACUUUAUACAAACUAGAUCAAUUAACGUUCGAGAAAAAGCAUAAUCGACGUGAACCAAGCAAAGCUGAAGCAAACUUAAUUUCAAUUUCAAGCACUAAUAGUCAGCAAAUUAAUACAUCUUUUGCAAAAAUUAAACCACGAGAAAAUGUGGUCAAACUCGAAUGCACCGCAAGAAGUUGUUCGUUCCUAGAAGAGAAUAAACGAGAUUUGGACAAGAAAGAUAUCGUCACACAGCUGCAGCAUCUUGCAACAGCACCUCACAAAAUUAAUACUGUCGACAAGAGUACCCGGGGAAACUCUUUCAAGAUUAAAAAUACAUCUUACUGUCAAGGUUUCGCAGGCAGUCCUUCAUCACUGAAGAAAACAUCAAAAAAGGAUGCAAAAACAAAUAAGGCAAAUCCUAGCAGAUUCUUAGCAUAUUCUGGUUGCACAUCACAAGUAAAUGGUGAAACUAAUGCACUCUAUCGCAUCGAAAAUGCCAUUAAUACUAAGCAAAUGGAACAGAAACUUUGGUCCUUAUCAUCGUCAAAAAGGCGAGGAUCUCAAAAAAACUUCACUUAUUUACAACAACGAAAAACAACCAAUGAAGAUCACUUAGAUUACACAUGGUCUUACUUGAACAGAGGAUUUUGCUCUACAGAAGACGAGCUUUAUGAAAAUGUUGACAACCACACAGGACCCCCUGAAACCACAACAAACCCUUUCUCCCCUUACAUUUAUUCGAACAGGCUAUCACUUGGAUAG